This is a messenger RNA of Ostreococcus lucimarinus CCE9901, 996 nucleotides long. RefSeq lists its product with no specific name. Gene Ontology annotation, cellular component: nucleus; cytoplasm; cyclin-dependent protein kinase holoenzyme complex. Gene Ontology annotation, molecular function: cyclin-dependent protein serine/threonine kinase regulator activity. The transcript is spliced from 2 exons. The record is from RefSeq and is a predicted model, not a curated record. Bases 1 to 996 code for a protein of 331 amino acids. Gene Ontology annotation, biological process: regulation of cyclin-dependent protein serine/threonine kinase activity; mitotic cell cycle phase transition. NCBI's taxonomy places the organism in Eukaryota, Viridiplantae, Chlorophyta, Mamiellophyceae, Mamiellales, Bathycoccaceae.
AUGGUUCCUGGUGUAGUGGACGAAUCGGGACACCUGACAAUACUACGCGAUGUCACGAACUCGAGCACAAACCGCUUUCUUUUGAAAGAGAGCUCAAAAUUAGCAGGUUCAGCACCAUCAACUUCUGCGUCCGAAGACCAGGUUCACAAGAGCGCGAGCCAGGGAUACGCCAAAGAUGUAUCCGCGGCAUCUCUGACUGGGAAUAACGUUAGAAUGUCUAACAAGUUCUCAACUGUAGACGAUAUUUACAUCAACCUUCUGAAGUCGCAGCGGGAACCUCCCAGCAAACUUGGGCUUUCUUCCCCAGAUAUCAGUAUGAGUAUGAGACGUAUUUUAGUCGAUUGGAUGAUAGAAGUUGCAGAAGAGUAUAAGCUCGUACCCGAAACACUAUUUUUAAGCGUGGCGUACACGGAUAUGUGUUUGCAACAGCUACCAAUAAGUCGUUCAAAACUUCAGUUGUUGGGGAUAACAUGCGUAUUCAUAGCCGCAAAAUAUGAGGAAAUCUAUGCACCACAGAUCGAAGAGUUGUGCUUUAUAACAGAUAACUCGUACGAUCGAUCUCAGAUUAUCGAGAUGGAACGAAUCAUAUUAAAAUGUUUGGAUUUCUCUGUCACGCUGACGACGACGAAAACAUUUCUCACAAUUUAUCUAUCGAAAAUCAAAGCGGAUCAGUUGUGCUCACAUUUGGCAUCAUUUUUGUCUGAAGUAACGCUGAUGCGAAGUGUUUUUCUGCAAUUUCCUCCCGCGGUUAUUGCCGCCGCAGCUACUGUCCUUGCAGAAUUUUACUUGUGUAGAGAAAAGCCACAAAUUAUACCGUUCUUGGUAGAUUUAGACACACCAAAAUUGCGACAGUGCAUCGACAUCCUUCAUGCCGAUAUGAUGGCUUAUGAGCCAGAUCAGUUUCAAGCAAUUCAUGAAAAGUAUUCUGAACAUAAAUAUGCUCAGGUUACGUCGAUUGUUCCUAGAGUUGAUCCGUUGAAUGUGCUGUUUGGCUAA